Messenger RNA from Lactuca virosa, 484 nucleotides. NCBI's taxonomy places the organism in Eukaryota, Viridiplantae, Streptophyta, Magnoliopsida, Asterales, Asteraceae. The record is from the annotation of a GenBank genome assembly.
AUGUUUCACUUACUUCAUGCUCUACAAAAAUUACAACAAUGUGAAUUUUGUUCAUGGUUUACUGUUUCUGAUCUCGGAGGGAAAAUGGUAAAGGAUCAGAGGGUGGGUGUGGCUAUGGAGCAUGGGAUUAAGUACAUUGAUAACAAAUAUGUAAAAUGUCUAUUAAGCAAAGACAGAAGUCGUUCUAACCCAUGCGGAGCAUGGGAUCUUCACUUGAACACUUGGCGGCCUUUGAUUCAAAACUCAAAUUGAAGAACAAUUGUCGGGGUUUAUCGGUUAAGCUUAACUUGGUAAUUUACCAAGUAAUCCCCCAAAUAAUUCUCAGUUUUAUGUUUUUAAGCACUUAGUUAAACAUUUAUAGUUGACACUUUUAAUGUGUAUUGUUAGACACAUUUAGUAUAUUAUUAGAUAAUGUUCAUUAGUAAUGCAUUUGUAUUUGAUACUUUUUAAGGUAUUAGAUGAUGUUUAUUAGUUUUGUUGUAAU